GCCACCGUGGAGAGCAGUUUGUAUCGCCUGAAGCUCACCUGGCAGGUACGGAUGGAAACCAGACAGCAAGAGUUGUACUCUAGUGUUCUGAGUGACGCAGUGGUGGACUGGGGCCACAUGGGUCCUGGAGAGGAAUGGGUUAACACACCCACACACGGGGGAGAGCAGGGAUGGACUCAGGGUACAGCUUACUGCUCGGGUGAGGAAUCAGUUAUCAGGAGUUUGUACGGAGAAGACUCGGACCAAAUGCUCCAAAAUGGGGAACACAUGACAGAGAGAACAGCCACGCAUAGGGAAGAGCAGGGUAAAACCUCUCCAGCAGAGGGGGAUGGGACAUCCCCACAUCUCGGUGAUGAAUGCGUCAUGGCCACCACUUGGGACAUGCACCUUUACACUACAGAGAGAGGACACCUCAGAACAGGUCUUCUGGAUGCAGAGCCAUUCAGAGAGGCUGAUGAAGACAUUGUGUCAGAGGUCAACCUGAACAACUCCAUCAUGACAGAGGAGGAAAGAGAGGAAAUUCAGCAAGAACUGGCUAAACUGGAAGAGGAGAUCAAUACUUUGAAGCAGGUGCUGUCCUCUAAAGAGAAGCAGCACGCAGAGCUCAAACAGAAGCUGGGCAUCACUCCCCUGAGCGAGUUCAGAAACAACUUCACCAAAGGCUGGCAUGACAUGCAGAGCUCCACCGCCUAUAGGAAGACGUCAGAGACACUGACCUCAGCAGGACAGAAAACCUCAGCAGCGUUCAGCACCCUGGGCACCGCCAUCACCAGGAAGUUCGGAGACAUGAGGUCCAACUCCAUAGGCUACUCUAUCCGACACUCCAUGAGCAUGCCCACCAUGAGAAACUCUCCAAGCUUCAAGUCAUUUGAGGAGAGGGUUGAAAAUACAGUGUCCAAUAUCAAGACCAAAGUGGGGGGGCCAGGGACUGGAGGAAGCUUUGAGGAAGUCCUCUCCUCAGCGGCAAAUGCCACCUCUCAGGAAACGCCCACCAACAACUUGACGGACAUCUCCGAGAGGCCCUGUUAGAGCUGCGCUCGCUCCAUGAGGCGGGAACACACCAGGAAAUCACCAAAGGAUCCCGGCACUUUGUCCCAUCUCUGGCUGGAUCCACGCAGGCUCAAGGCUAAGGCUGAAUAUAAUAGAUGGCGUUGUGAUUUGAUGAUAAGUGUUAAGAUGCUUUCAAAGACAAAGCUAUGUAUGUGAUAACAUUUCCCUCUAUCACUUACUUGGAAUCGUUUUCCUCCUGCCCUGAAUCCUUAACAUGAUGGCUAGUGGAGAAUUAAUCACACUUUCUACCACACCAGGGUCAAGGUUUCCACUAAAUUUACUUUAAAUGCUUUAAAACAGCAGCUGUCAACCUAUUUGGUCAAAUGGCUGACUUCUGGAGCGUACCAAACUUGAUUGGUUGAAAAUGUCACACAGAGCUACCUGAUAAAUGGUUCUUUGAUCAUACUAGAUGGCUAGUAAACACAAUGAGCCUCUGGACAUAUUCACAUUUAAAAAUCUCAAUUCACGUCUAAGCUCGCUCCAUUCCUCUGGUGUAAAGGAAGGGUCCCCUCCACUCUGUUACACUGAGGUCCAGGAACACUGCUUCUGAUGUCAGGUAACCACACAGAGCAAGUUUACUUAUUACAGUAACUGGGAUCAGCAGAGACACCGUCACCUGCCAUCCAGUGGCUUCCAAAGCACAUUACACCUCAGCUGCUCUUUAAAUGGGGCUGGGAGGAGUGGCAACAUGUGAUUUUGUGCUCUUACAGUUACAGGUUUAGGACAUGAGGCAGGAUGGGCAGAUUCCAAGUCAAAAGCAGCCCAGAUCCUUUCCUGGCCUGCAUCUCUUCUGUCUCCCGGCUUCAUGUUUCACCUCAGCUCAGUGCCUCCUGGCUUGGCUCAUGCAGUUGCCCCAUUAUCAGAAGGGUUAACAAAUCUACUGUGAAACCAAGACUGGCAUUUCCCAGCCUCAAAAGAACAGGUCAUUAACUUGUUAAUUAUUUGGCUGAAACACGGAGAAUCACAGGAAUUUUUGUUGAUCAAGUAAAUGAUAGAUCACAUCUAAGAUCCAGUUAAUAUUUAGCAGCUCCGUUGUAUAUGCAUCUUGAUUGGAAACAAGCAUAUUGUACGUGUCUUUCAAUCCUGUACACAGGAGGUCCGUUCAAGGUCAAUUACUGCUGUUACCUUUUUAUAUCAGAAAUUACCUUUACAGGUUACGCAUGAUGUGUUCAUUUUCCAACUAGGGCUCAGUCCUCUGAAGAGUGAUAUGAAGUAGUGUGUAUAUAUUCAAAAUUGAUAUGGUCAACACAGAAUUCUCAGACUGGGACUUCUUCAGGGGAAAUUUGUGAGUUUGUAUAAAUGGCUGGUUUUACUCAGAGACAGAAGAUCUCACUUUUAACUGUUUGUUGUAGACAUCUGAUUGUUUCAUGGGCAUUUACACAGAAAACACUCAGAUGCUCUCACUGUAAAUCUCGUUUUGCUUAGACAAACAGACAAAAGAUCAAUGAUUUUCUGUACAAGUCAUACCAAUGCUACUUUUAAAUGAUUUUUUAAAAUCUCUACCCUUGACGGCCCUUUGACAGGCUGAGCUCUGGUGGGACUUGGAUUUUGUAUGUGUAGAGAGGAGAGAUGUUAUAUUUUAUACUGUUACCUGAAUGCUGGACCAUACUUACUGCACUACAGCUAAAAUCUGCACAGACUUUAUGACUGCAUUCACACUACAGGACAAAAUGCAGUCCUCCUUACACAGCAAUGAAAACACUGUGGGCAAAUGUUGUGUUUGAGUGCAUAUGUAAAUCCUGCGAUUGUGUUGCAGUUUUGAUUUAGUCAUGGCUGCCUAACGUGGGAAAACACAUGGAAUCUGACUUUCUUUGUUUAGACUACCAUGAGAUCGUCAAAUAUGCGCAAAAGAAAAUUAAAUAAUCACAUUUUCUGUUCCUGUGUAAAUACAGCCAGUAGCUUGGGACCGUGGUUAAGCCUGAUACUGGAGAUUAAGAGAGUAAAUACACAGUUGUACACACAUUGGUGUCACUCCAACGGUCAUUUUGUAACAUUUGGGAGUUUUUACACUUGAUUUGGCAAACGGUGACAUCGCUGUGUUUUAAACUGAUGUCUUGCAGACUAAGGUGAACAGGUUGUACAGAUCAGCGUUUAACUGAACAAGUGACCCAGAUAACCCUAACGCUAAGCCUUUUUCCAUGUGUAGCCUGCACUAAAAAGAUCAGGCCUGAGUAACAGGAUGAGAUAUCGCACUUCUUGUUGCUGUGUAACCAAUACACAACAUAAACUGUCUGUUGUCGCUGUCUAGUGAAAACCCUGAGUUAAUAUGAGGCUUUACCUGCUCGUCUGUGGGUUAAGAAAGUUCUACAACGGCUGGCUUUAUGAAACCUUUUGAAAAACUAAUUAGAUAAAAUAAAAAAUGUGCAGUCGUCCAGCUACAAACAAGAUUGUUUUUCUUGGUUUCUGAAAAGUUGACAUUCCAGAGAAACAUGGUUGUCAUCGGACAGCAGCACUAUGUAACAAUAGAAAGAUAAUUGUAAUGUCAAACCUUUAAUACAAUCUUCAGCUGUUAUGAGACCCUGAAAUCCAAUAAAAAGCAAUUACUUUGUCGGGCUGCAGCGUGGAAGAUCGGACUUUUAGCUUCUCUUGGUGCAAAGCUUACCUUUUCAUCACAGACUGCACUGAAGCUGUAUUAUUAUCAUUAUUUUUUUUUCCACUGUUUAGAUGGUUAUGAAAAGAGUUGUGCCACAAGGAUUAAAAAGCAGAUUGGAUGGUUUUGUGUAAAUGAAACCUUUUUGUGCUUUUUCUUUUGUGUGUGUGUCCACUGCAAAAUCUUCCACAAUGAAGCAAGCUUGUGCUUUCAUUAUUUAAAAAAAAAAAAAAAAUCUAUUUUGUUCCUUUUCUCAUCUCAUCAUUUCAGUGUUAGCUCUUGCUUUUAUUUUUUUUAUUAUUUCUUUUCUGUAGUUUGAAAACAGUCUGGGUUCAUUUAACUUUCAAUUCACUUUCACAAUGUGUAUUUCUGAUAAUAUUCUUAUGCUCCCUUGAGAUACAUGAGAGUUGUCAUAUUAUGAAAAUAAGUGAGGUAAUGAAUGCUCGUCAUUGUCAAAUGAACUGCAUUGUAUAUUUGCAUUUUAAAUUGAUGGAGUGGAAACCGAGGAGAGUUUUAAAACACAUUUAAAAAAAAAA
Molecule: messenger RNA, 4176 nt
Organism: Myripristis murdjan (pinecone soldierfish)
Lineage: Eukaryota; Metazoa; Chordata; Actinopteri; Holocentriformes; Holocentridae
Gene: tpd52l1
Product: tpd52 like 1
Exons: 11
Coding region: 52-1029 (325 amino acids)
Biological process (GO): positive regulation of MAP kinase activity; positive regulation of apoptotic signaling pathway
Cellular component (GO): cytoplasm
Source: RefSeq, a predicted model, not a curated record